Molecule: messenger RNA, 669 nt
Organism: Cordyceps fumosorosea ARSEF 2679
Lineage: Eukaryota; Fungi; Ascomycota; Sordariomycetes; Hypocreales; Cordycipitaceae
Exons: 1
Coding region: 1-669 (222 amino acids)
Source: RefSeq, a predicted model, not a curated record
AUGGCAACACCGGGCGGGCGCCGACGGCGCGAGGCCGCUCACAUUGGCAAGCGAUGCAUACAGGCCAAAAUUGUUGUAGAGGAACAAUACAUGGAGCACUUGACCAACCGGUCGGCACGUCUCAAUAGACGGGCUGUGCAGGUCUUGUCUCUAUUCGAAAGUAGCCUAUUGGACAUGGCGGCCGAGGCCAUGGCCCACGGAUUCGACCCGGGGGUCGUUGUGAGCGACUUCAUCUUCAGCUCGCCGGGCACGGACGUGAUCGACGUAGGCUCCGACCUGGUCAACUCGGAGGUCAUGAACACGCUCAUGAACACGCUCCUGAACACGGCAGACGUGACCGACACGGGCGUCGCGGGGCGAGGCCGCGCUGCGCCGCGUGAACGACGCCCUGGCCGCGGCGGGAGCGGGAGCCAGGAUGUUGACCGAGCGGUGGUGCGAGCCUUCGACGAGGAUGGUCGCCGAGCUGUACAUAUGGCACAUGACAAGCGACCGGCACCUGCUGCUGCGCCGCGCGAUCCUCGGGUGGCCGAAAGCCCGGAAGGAGGCCGCGACGCCCCCGCGAGCCAUCACGCCUGGCAGGUCAACUACCUGUUCGAGGCGGCCAUGUUUGGCAGUAUUCUCGACGGCGGAGCACUGGCUGGCAAGCUCGACAUGGCGGAAAGGAAAUAG